AUGACUAAAUUUAUAUUAAACCCUGCAAGAAAUAGUGAAAAAGGAACAAAGAACGUGAUUGCUCGGAAAUCUUCACAACCCACAACGGCUUCAUCAUUCUUCUUUACCGUUUUCUAUACUCUCUUUUACGCUGCUUUGGAUAUUAAAGUUGAUUCAUUCGUUGUUGUUCUUACUUUUCUUUGUUGGGUUUCUUCUAGUUUCAUCGUUAAUUCCAUCAGUUUCGAACUCGCUUGGAAGAAUUUUGUGAUUGGUUAUUUUACAGAUUCUAGCAGUGUUGUCAAUAAAGAUGAAUCUACUCCCAUUGUUAUUUUGAUUCCUGGUUUAACAAGUGAUUCUUCAGCUCCUUAUCUCAAACACCUUGCAUAUCAUACAGCAAAACGUGGAUGGAAAGUUGUUGUCAGUAAUCAUCGAGGACUUGGAGGUGUUCCAAUCACGUCUGAUAUUUUCUACAAUUCUGGAUGGACUGAGGAUACUCGCACAGUUGUUAAUUACGUCCACAAAGAGAAUCCCAAGGCACCUUUGUUUAUUGUUGGAAAUAGCGUUGGAGCUAAUAUUCUGGUAAAAUAUCUUGGCGAGGAAGGUGAGAACACUCCUGUAGCUGGAGCUGUAGCUGUUUGCUCUCCUUGGGACCUUUUGAUAACUGAUAGAUUUAUAACUCGUGCUCCUGUGCAAAAGUUUUAUGACAAAGCACUAACAGGCGGCCUUCAAGAUUAUGCAAAAUUACACCAGCCUCUCUUUUCUCGGCUUGGUAAUUGGGAAGGGAUAAUGAAGGCACUUUCUAUUCGAGAUUUCGAUGACCACGCCACUCGAUUGUUUGCAAAGUAUGAGACUGUUGAUACGUACUAUAGACGUUGCAGCAGUACUCCUUAUGUGAAAUCUGUAUCAAUUCCGCUUCUCUGUAUUAGUGCUCUGGAUGAUCCCGUCUGUACCAAGGAAGCCAUUCCAUGGGACGAAUGCAGGUUAAAUAAAAAUAUUGUGUUGGCCACUGUAAAGCAUGGAGGACAUUUGGCUUUCUUUGAAGGAAUAACUGCAUCUAGCCUGUGGUGGGUAAGAGCUGCUAAUGAAUUUCUUGAUGUACUACACUCUAGCCAUUAUAUGCAUCAACAGAAGAAGAUUUCUAAACCAAACGCACCAUUAGACUCUUCAAUCGAUCAGAGCCCUUAUAUCAAUGUUACCGAAGAUGGAUUGGUGGCUGGACUGAACAAUGAACCAACAACAGAAAUCCAGAAGAAAAACAAGUAAUACAGGAGAAUAUAUUCUUGUAUGACUUGGUGCA
Molecule: messenger RNA, 1276 nt
Organism: Lathyrus oleraceus (garden pea)
Lineage: Eukaryota; Viridiplantae; Streptophyta; Magnoliopsida; Fabales; Fabaceae
Product: embryogenesis-associated protein EMB8
Exons: 13
Coding region: 1-1242 (413 amino acids)
Biological process (GO): lipid metabolic process
Molecular function (GO): monoacylglycerol lipase activity; short-chain carboxylesterase activity
Source: RefSeq, a predicted model, not a curated record